Molecule: messenger RNA, 1491 nt
Organism: Puma concolor (puma)
Lineage: Eukaryota; Metazoa; Chordata; Mammalia; Carnivora; Felidae
Source: RefSeq, a predicted model, not a curated record
AUGCUAAAGCAAGAAUUUAAAGAUCCAGGACAAGAGUUUCAUUUUAGGGAAAUCCAUGGAAAAAAUUCCCGUGGAAUCAUAGAGAUUCUGGCUGCCAGUAAUUAUGUUCAAACAGGUGAUAUUUGUGAUCCCAAUCCAUGUGAAAAUGGCGGUGUUUGUUUGCCAGGAUUGUCUGACAAUUCCUUUUCCUGUGAGUGUCCAGAUGGCUUCACAGAUCCCAACUGUUCUAGUGUUGUGGAGGUUGCAUCAGAUGAAGAAGAGCCAACGUCAGCAGGUCCCUGCAUUCCUAACCCAUGCCAUAAUGGAGGAACCUGCGAAAUCAGUGAGGCUUACCGAGGGGACACGUUCAUAGGUUAUGUUUGUAAAUGUCCUCGAGGAUUUAAUGGGAUUCACUGUCAGCACAACAUAAAUGAAUGUGAAGCAGAGCCAUGCAAAAAUGGUGGAAUAUGUACAGACCUUGUUGCUAACUAUUCCUGUGAGUGCCCAGGUGAAUUCAUGGGAAGAAAUUGUCAAUACAAAUGCUCAGGCCCAUUGGGAAUCGAAGGUGGAAUCAUAUCAAAUCAGCAAAUCACAGCUUCCUCUACCCACCGAGCUCUUUUUGGACUCCAGAAAUGGUAUCCCUACUAUGCACGUCUCAAUAAGAAGGGGCUUAUAAAUGCAUGGACAGCUGCAGAAAAUGACAGAUGGCCAUGGAUUCAGAUAAAUUUACAAAGAAAAAUGAGAGUUACGGGUGUUAUUACCCAAGGAGCCAAGAGGAUUGGAAGUCCAGAGUAUAUAAAAUCCUACAAAAUUGCCUAUAGUAAUGAUGGAAAAACUUGGGUGAUGUACAAAGUAAAAGGCACUAAUGAAGAUAUGGUGUUUCGUGGAAAUGUUGAUAACAACACACCCUAUGCUAACUCUUUCACACCUCCCAUAAAAGCUCAGUAUGUAAGACUCUAUCCCCAAGUUUGUAGAAGACAUUGCACUUUGAGAAUGGAACUUCUUGGAUGUGAACUAUCCGGCUGUUCAGAGCCUCUGGGGAUGAAAUCAGGACACAUACAAGACUAUCAGAUCACCGCCUCCAGCAUCUUCAGGACUCUCAACAUGGACAUGUUCACCUGGGAACCAAGGAAAGCUCGGCUGGACAAACAGGGCAAAGUGAAUGCCUGGACCUCUGGCCACAAUGACCAGUCGCAAUGGUUACAGGUGGACCUUCUGGUCCCUACCAAAGUAACUGGCAUCAUUACACAAGGAGCUAAAGAUUUUGGUCAUGUACAGUUCGUAGGUUCUUACAAACUAGCAUACAGCAAUGAUGGAGAACACUGGACUGUAUACCAGGAUGAAAAGCAAAGAAAAGAUAAGGUUUUCCAGGGCAAUUUUGACAAUGAUACGCACAGGAAAAAUGUCAUCGACCCUCCCAUCUAUGCACGGCACAUAAGAAUCCUUCCUUGGUCCUGGUAUGGAAGGAUCACACUGCGGUCGGAGCUGCUGGGCUGCACAGAGGAGGAGUGA